AUGGAUACCUUACAGAAGGCAGUGGAUUUCUUCAUCCACCACCAGACCACUCUGAGUUUCAGCAUCGUGUCCCUGCUGACAGCUGCCAGCGAGCGCGUCUUCUCAUAUGUGGUGUUCAAGUGUCCCUGCAACUCUGAGAACCUGGUGUAUGGCUAUUCCUUUCUCUUAGCACCUGCCUUUGUCCUCUUGCUGCUUGGCUACAUGAUGAACGCCAGGACAUGGCGCCUGUUUACAGGCAUGUGCUCUCCAGAGAAGCAUCCCCAAUACUGUUCCUGGCGAACCUGGGCCCACUUCUGCCAGCUGUUUGUGCCAAUGACAGCCAAGGCCUCGGUGGCCCCGCUCACCUGGAUAGCGGUGGCCCUGCUCGGAGCCAACUUCUACGAGUGUGCGGCCAGCGGGAGCAACAUGACAGCUCAACUCUUCUGUAAAAAUAAAGGAAAUUACAGCCAAGAGCAGCUGUACAAAAUGCCUUGUGAUGAGGAGUUAGCAGCAGCGAUGUCAAGUGUAUGCCUCAGCUUUCAUGCACAGUCCCAGCUGAUAGGAUGGUUCCUGAUAGUCAACAUCAUGGCUCUGGCACUGAUUUCAACAUGUGUCACCCACUGCUUCUCCCCUGUCAGCUACCUUCAGUUCAAGUUCUGGAAAAUUUACUCAAGAAAAGAACAUAAACUCUUUGAGACCAAAGCCAAAGAACAUGCAAACAAGCUAGCAGAAAGAAAUACAAAUUGCUUUUUUGAAGCCACUGACCCAGCACCAUUUCCCACUCCCAGCAAUGAAGACUGGCAGAAGGUUUCAGUCUCGUACACCUUUAAUUCACAAUCGCAGUAUUACAGCGUGUUACACAAGUAUGUGAACACCAACAGAGGCAACGACACUGAAUUCCAGGAAGAAGGUCAGGAUCUCAAUGUUAUUGAAUUUGUGGAUGAAGCCCAGGCAAGCGUUUCAGGGUUGUAA
This is a messenger RNA of Melozone crissalis (California towhee), 951 nucleotides long. RefSeq names its product calcium homeostasis modulator protein 6-like. Lineage: Eukaryota; Metazoa; Chordata; Aves; Passeriformes; Passerellidae. The transcript has 2 exons. Gene Ontology annotation, molecular function: monoatomic cation channel activity. The coding region runs from base 1 to 951 and encodes 316 amino acids. The record is from RefSeq and is a predicted model, not a curated record.